ACUCUCUCGUCUCGUGGCAUAUAAAAACAAACGAGGAGGCUUCCAGACUCCCCGAUCGAGCUCUUGGACGCAAAUCCCAACUCCCCCAAUCGUGCGACGACGUCGGCCAUGGCUGCCAAGCGAGUGCUCCUGCUCUGCGGAGACUACAUGGAGGACUACGAGGCCAUGGUCCCGUUCCAGGCGCUGCAGGCGUACGGGGUGGCCGUGGAUGCGGCCUGCCCCGGCAAGAAGGCCGGCGACUCCUGCCGCACCGCCGUCCACCAGCCGAUUGGCCACCAGACAUAUGCAGAGUCGAGAGGUCAUAACUUUUCACUUAAUGCUUCAUUCGAUGAGAUCAAUGUCGCUGAAUAUGAUGGGCUGGUAAUUCCUGGAGGCCGUGCACCAGAAUACCUUGCAAUGGAUGAGAAAGUACUCGACCUAGUCAGGAAGUUCUCCGAUGCUAAGAAGCCUAUUGCAUCAGUUUGCCAUGGCCAGUUGAUUCUAGCAGCAGCAGGAGUAGUCCAGGGCCGUUCAUGCACAGCAUAUCCUGCAGUUAAACCAGUUCUUAUUGCUGCUGGUGCUAACUGGGUGGAAGCUGAUACCAUGGCAAAGUGCGCCGUUGAUGGUAAUCUUGUCACUGCAGCGGCUUAUGAUGGUCAUCCUGAAUUCAUCAGCCUAUUUGUGAAAGCACUUGGAGGCUCCGUGGCGGGCUCAAACAAAAGAAUAUUGUUCCUUUGCGGCGACUACAUGGAGGACUACGAGGUUAUGGUUCCAUUCCAGUCUCUUCAGGCCCUAGGUUGCCAUGUCGACGCAGUUUGCCCUGACAAGGGUGCUGGGGAGAAGUGCCCGACCGCCAUCCAUGACUUCGAAGGUGACCAGACCUACAGCGAGAAGCCCGGUCAUGAUUUCCCUCUGAACGCGUCGUUCGACAGCGUUGACGCUUCGAGCUACGACGCCCUCGUGAUCCCCGGUGGGCGUGCUCCCGAGUACCUCGCGCUGAACAAUAAAGUCCUCGCCCUGGCAAAAGGGUUCAUGGAGAGUGGGAAGCCGGUCGCGUCGAUCUGCCAUGGCCAGCAGAUCUUGUCUGCUGCCGGAGUUCUUAAGGGGAGAAAAUGCACGGCGUACCCGGCGGUGAAGCUUAAUGUGGUGCUGGCGGGGGCGACGUGGCUGGAGCCGGACCCGAUCCACCGCUGCUACACCGACGGCAACCUGGUGACGGGCGCGGCAUGGCCAGGCCACCCGGAGUUCGUCUCCCAGCUUAUGUCUCUGCUCGGCAUCAAGGUCUCCUUCGCAUGAGAGCGUUUCAUAUCAUACACAGAUACCCGUUUGUAACACUGUCACACACACACACACACGUUUCGAGAUUGUUCGUCUGUCUGCCUGUCUUCCCAUCUGUAGCUGUACUGUACACUGCACCUUGCCGCCGUCUUGUGCUGCCGUGUUUGCGGCUGAACAAUAAAAAGGAUUCCCAUGAUAUGCUCCCAUCA
This is a messenger RNA of Brachypodium distachyon (stiff brome), 1466 nucleotides long. Its product is annotated as protein DJ-1 homolog D. The transcript is spliced from 5 exons. NCBI's taxonomy places the organism in Eukaryota, Viridiplantae, Streptophyta, Magnoliopsida, Poales, Poaceae. Bases 109 to 1275 code for a protein of 388 amino acids. The record is from RefSeq and is a predicted model, not a curated record.